ACAAGUUACAUCAAAACAAAAAAAAAUUCACAAUAUUAUUGUAACAAAGAAAAAAAAAUACUCUAUAUAUUUUAUGCACAUUUUGAGAACAAUUAAGUAGAGAAGUUUAAAGCUAAGGCAGCCAUGACCUCUCCUUCAAAGCUUGUUCUCCCUUUAUUAUUUGCUCUAAUUAUUUUAUUAUUGAUCCCUUUGAAUACAAACUUUUCAAAUUUCUUCACCAUUGAAACCUUGUCAAAUUUCUUUGCUUCCUUUCAUGAAAAAUCAAACCACCAAUCCAAUAAUAAGCAAGAAAGCAAUAUAGUGCAAAGCUUCAAACUUUCUCUAAAGAGAUCCAAUUGGAGAUAUCCCUUCAUUGGCUUCAAAAACAUUGAAGAUCCGGCUUCCAUUAAUCCGUUGUUGCUCCCAGAACCCCCCUCGACUUUCCAUAACCGUUCAAUUUCCCUCAAUGCAAGCAAGUGUUUUCUAGCUAGUUUACCUCAUGAUGCUAUAACACACACCAAUUGUUGUCCACCUAUACCAUCACCCUUUAAAUUCAAAGAUUUCAAAGACUUUGCAUCUUCAAAUAGUCCUCUUAAAGUUAGAAAACCAUUUCACUUAGUUGGUGAAGAGGUUAUAGCCAAAUUUGAAAAAGGCAUUGCUCUAAUGAAAGCACUACCUAAAGAUGACCCACGUAGUUUUUAUCAACAAUCCAAAAUCCAUUGUGCUUAUUGUAAUGGUGCUUAUCAUCAACAAUAUCCUUUUGAGAAUCUAAAAGUUGACAUUCAUAGAUCAUGGCUUUUUUUUCCUUUCCACCGUAUGUACCUUUAUUUUUUUGAGAGAAUCUUAGGAAAUUUAAUUGGUGAUCCAAAUUAUGCAUUACCUUUUUGGAAUUGGGACUCAAUAGAAGGGAUGCAAAUGCCAAAAUAUUUCACACCCCUAAAUUCUUCACUUUAUCAUAAACUUAGACACUACAACCACAUGCCACCACAUGUUGUUGAUCUUAACUAUAAUCUAAAUGACAGUUUUGUCCCUCCUUUAAAACAAAUUUCUUUGAACCAUGCCACUAUGUACAAACAAAUGGUUUUAGCUUCUACAAAAGAAUUAUUCAUGGGAAGUCCUCUUAGACUUGGAGAUGAGUCUCAUCCAGGUAUUGGUUCCGUUGAAAGUGCUCCUCAUAACACCGUUCAUAAAUGGGUUGGUGCUUCUGAUACACCAAACAAUGAAGACAUGGGAACAUUCUAUACAGCUGCUAGAGAUCCAAUUUUUUAUCCUCAUCAUACAAACCUAGAUAGAUUGUGGGCUGUGUGGAAAAAUUUGGAACAAGGAAGAAAAGAUUAUAGUGAUGAUCUAGAUUGGUUAGAUUUUAAUUUUUUCUUUUAUGAUGAAAAUGCCAAUCUUGUUCGUGUGAAGAUAAGAGAUUCUAUUGAUACAAAAAAAUUAGGAUAUGUUUAUCAAGAUGUUAAUAUGCCAUGGUUAAAUUUUAAACCUACAUCAAAAAUUAAGAGUAAGAAACUAAGGGAAGCUAAUAAAGCUAAAAUUUUGAUGUCAAAGGAAAAGACAUUUUUUCCUUUAGCUUUGGAUUCAAUAAAAAGUGUCAUUGUGAAGAGGCCUAAGAAGUUAAGGAGUAAGGUAGAGAAAGAACAAGAAGAAGAGGUUUUAGUGAUAGAAGGUAUUGAAUUUGGAAGUGAUAAAUCUAUAAAAUUUGAUGUUCAUGUUAAUGAUGAUGAAGAUGAGUUGAGUGAUCCUGAUCAAACAGAAUUUGUGGGUAGUUUUGUUAGUUUGCACCAUGGGCAUAAUGGUAAAAUUAGUACAAAGUUUAAGUUAGGUAUAUCAAAAGUGUUGGAGAAUUUGGAAGUUGAUGAAGAUGAUGAUUUGGUGGUCACUUUGGUCCCUAAGAUAGGUAAAGGAGAGGUUAUUAUAGGGAACAUCAUGAUUGAGUUUUUGCAAAAAUAAGAAUUGUGGGAUUUAUUAAAUUUUGAAGUGUGUAUGUAAAUUAUAAUUUUGUAAGCUCAACAAGAUAUUUUGCUACAUGUAUUGAAUUGAUUGAUUAAUUAUGUAUGUUUAGAAAUGA
Molecule: messenger RNA, 2050 nt
Organism: Trifolium pratense (red clover)
Lineage: Eukaryota; Viridiplantae; Streptophyta; Magnoliopsida; Fabales; Fabaceae
Product: polyphenol oxidase I, chloroplastic-like
Exons: 2
Coding region: 124-1932 (602 amino acids)
Biological process (GO): pigment biosynthetic process
Molecular function (GO): catechol oxidase activity
Source: RefSeq, a predicted model, not a curated record